This is a messenger RNA of Pieris macdunnoughi, 321 nucleotides long. NCBI's taxonomy places the organism in Eukaryota, Metazoa, Arthropoda, Insecta, Lepidoptera, Pieridae. The record is from the annotation of a GenBank genome assembly.
AUGAUUUCAGUCCUUUUGAUGAUCUUCUACGUUGUAUCAGUGGCUGCCCACGGACCACCGCGAGACAGAGACAAUGAAGAUAUCGCUAUGGGGCGGAAGAUGGGUGCCAAAUGGUGCAGCAUGGCCAAAGUAUGCAACCACGACCGUAUACCAAUCUGUGGUGUCAGCCAUGCUGGUGACGUCAUGGGAUUCCGCGAUCUGUGUGACAUGUUCGACUAUAACUGUAUAAGGCGGCGAAAUUAUAAACAGACUGGAUGUCCUCAAGACAAAUCUAUUCUGACUGCAUCUCGUCGACCAACCAACAGCUAUUAUGAUGAUUAA